This is a messenger RNA of Dioszegia hungarica, 2700 nucleotides long. RefSeq names its product RNA polymerase I transcription factor. Gene Ontology annotation, cellular component: nucleus. Gene Ontology annotation, biological process: transcription initiation at RNA polymerase I promoter. Bases 1 to 2700 code for a protein of 899 amino acids. NCBI's taxonomy places the organism in Eukaryota, Fungi, Basidiomycota, Tremellomycetes, Tremellales, Bulleribasidiaceae. The transcript is spliced from 3 exons. The record is from RefSeq and is a predicted model, not a curated record. Gene Ontology annotation, molecular function: RNA polymerase I core binding; RNA polymerase I general transcription initiation factor activity.
AUGGCGACAGCGUACUCGUCACUGCAUCAGGUCAAGCGAGUACAGCUGCCUCCACAGCAGACAAAGCAGAAACCUCGCCCCAUCCCUCCCCCACUCCUCUCCGCGCCGUUGCCGCUCAGCAGCUCCGGGGUCAGCAUGCCGGUACCCGACCCGCUCGCGACGUCGCGGACAUCCAGCCUGGCCGGCCGGAAACGGGCUCGCGAAUCGGACGGAGCGGACGCGAAGAUUAUCCCUCGGCGCACCAAAUCGGUCGGCGGACCGUCCACCUCCGAGCGCGAUGGAGCCAAGUCGAAAGAUCGCGAGGCGUUCCAGAGGGGUCUCAUUGCUGUCUUUGUCUCAAAGGCUCUGGGCGAGUCCGCUCGGGGCAUCAUGGGCAAUUAUAAUGAUCUGCUCGCGUCGUUCCUCCCUACUCCGCUCGUACCGGUCCCACCGCUCGGUCCGCUCUUACCGCUCAUCCGGUCGCUCACAGCGAACGUCAACCUUCUUUCGCCGACACUACACGGACGGCUCGUGACGGCCAUCAUCAAUCUGCCGUGGGCGGCGACAGAGGAGCGCUUCGUCAAGGCCUACAUAGGCUGGGCGGGCGUUCUCAUCUCGGCUCAUCCGGACUGGACGAAGGAGGUGAUCGGGAUGGCUGUCAGAGGGCUCACAUGGCAACCACCACUGCAGUCCUCGUCGACCCCUUCGCCUGUCGCCCGCCGCACCUCACACGCUCGGCAUCACCUCCUCAUCACACACCUCCUCGCGCUCAUCCCUACGCUCCCCAACCUCCUUUCACCUCUCCUCAUCAAGCACUUCCCAAAUAAGCGCGAACGCGAAGUUGCCCAGAUCACGUACCUCCGUAACAUCUGCGAAGUGUCGGACUACUGCCCCGAGCUCAACGCCCGGAUAUGGGAUGCGGUGAUCGAUCGGAUGCUGCGGAUCGAUGUGGAGAUCACCCGGGCGGUGGAUGCGGAGGAUGACGAUGACGAAGAGGAAGAAGAUGAGAGGCUGGCGGAGCUGUGUGCCCCCAGCGAUCUCCGAGGGGAUCCGUGGGACAAGUCGGUGCUGGAGGAUGUGACUAGAGAUCCUAGUAUUGAGGACCAGCGGGAGGAUGAGGACGAUGACGAGGAGCUGGAUCUGGACAAUCUGUCAUCGGAUGGGGAAGGCGGAUCGGACGAUGAGGGUCCGACGGACGAGGCGAAGUCUGCUCUGGCGAGGGCAAAGAAGAAGCUGCAUUUGCUUCUGAUGCGGAGGAAGCUGGACGGGAUGCUGGUAUACUUCUUCCGCCAUCUGGAGGAGAGUAUGGGGUACCGCAGUGCCUCGCCACCCGCUUUCGAGUUUGCGGCUUCGACUCUCACUGCGCAGUCCUCCGGCCGCUCCACACCCGCCAACGAGACGCCUUUACCCACCCCUCCCAUCCACUCCGCCACGCGCCGGCCCUCUACAUCACCCGCGCAAAGCCUGGCGUUCUUCCAGACUCUCCUCAAUCUUUUCGCUCGCCAAAUCCUACCUACAUCCGCAACGCAGCACAUCCCCUUUCUCCUCUUUCUCUGCUCCUCCUUCUCCCCCGCGCACACCGACCUCUUCCUCGGCCUCCUCGUCUCGCACUCGCUCUAUGGAACGAGCACGACCCCUGGUGCCCAAAUCCUCGCCCAGCCUGUAUCCCAGAACCAGCGCGUGGCGGCCACGGUCUAUAUAGGCUCUAUCGUCUGCCGCGCCCGAUUCGUGCACGACGAACAGGCACGGCAGGUGAUGACGUACCUGUUGGCGUAUAUGGAGGGCAAGAUGCAGCAGUCCAAGAUGUUGGCGAAGGUGGAUGAGCUCCCGCUGUUCUAUGCGGUAUGCCAGGCGGCGAUGUUGAUCUUUUGCUUCAGGUGGAGGGCGUUUCUCGCGCUGGAAAAGGAAGAUGAGGUGGUUGGGGAGAUGGAGAUGGAAGGGGAGGAGGGCGGGAUGGGGGAUGAUGGCAAGUGGAUGCGCGAGCUGGAAGUUCUGCAAAGGGCUCUGACGAGCGAGCUGAACCCUUUACUUGGCUGCAACCCCACUAUCGUCCAGACAUUCGCUAAAGUAGCACACCAAACGAACUUCGCAUACUGUUACUCCAUCCUCGAAUCGAACGCUUCUGCUGCGCGAUCCGCCUCGUCCAAUUCCCUCAACUCCCUCGCCCGACCACCACACUCAACAUUCAAUCGUACCCUUUCCACCCCUACCUCCUCCUCAUCCGGAACAUUCACUCAGCCCUUUGACAAGUUCCGCAAAUCCACUACAUCCUCAUCCACACCCGCAAACCUAGCCGCUCCCCGGAUAGCCCGACAAGUCAACAUUGACGCCGGCCGGGACUCGUACUUUCCUUUUGACCCAUACGACCUUCCUCGGUCCGGCGCGAGUAUCGAGAAGCUGUACAGAACAUGGAGGGAGGUGGCUGUCAAGACGGAUGGGGAUUCCGAUGAUGACGACUCGGACGAAGAGACGGGGACGGGCGUCUCGGACGAAGAGGACGAGGAGGAUGAGGAAGAGGAGGAUAUGAUGGGUGACUCGCCAUUGUCUGAUCAUCUUUCGCCGAGGAUCAUCCCGAAGGCGGCGGGCGGGAAGACGAAGGGGCUCAGUUCGUCUGCGGAUAGAAGGAGGAUGUUGAGGGCUGGAGGAGAGCUGAGCAGUAGCUUUGACGGGAUGAGUAUCAGCCCGAGAUUCGGGGGCGUGCUUGGUGGGAAGAGGCCGUGA